AUUUGUUGCCUUGCUUGUGGAAGGUUCAUUAGUUUGUUGGAAUAUAUAUUUGGUUAGUUAAUUAAUUUCUCUUUUCAGUCUGUAAUUUUGUUCAAUUCUUGCUCCUCUAAUUUUUUGGUGAACUUUUAAAAGCCAUGGAUAGUGACGAUGACUGUCUCAUUGUGAAGGAAGACAUCAAGUCUCCUGCAGUGAAGAAACCUCAAGUGAAACCUCUAAUGAAAACAAAGCAAGCACGUCUAUCAUUUGUCCGACUUCCUGGCAAGAGCCCUCGUGAUAGCCAUGUCACCACCGCUAUUGCUGCAAAAGGUAAAGGCACAAAACCUCGCUCAGUCUCUCCUGCUAAAAUAAGGAAGAAGCGCCAGCGUUCAGGACCUUCUACGCAGGCUGAUCAGCCUAAACCUAAGAAAGCUGGGCGGGUUGUUCCCAUUAGAAGGAAAUGUGCUUCUUCUGAUGAAGACAAGAGCAAAUUAAACCCGUUGAAUAAAAAAUGCAAACCUGUGACAGAAGAAGAGAAGAUCGAACCUGCCUCUUUGUCUCUCCUCCAGAAGUUUGUUUGCAAAAAGCCUACCCACCAAGAUGAAGUGUCCACAUCUGAUGAGACUUAUAAGGGUAAAGAUAACUCUGAACGACAUGGAAAUGAUUCAGCUAUUGAUGUUGCAGGGGAUGAUGAGGAUAUUAAGUGUCCUGCUAAGAAAGAUUCAAGUGACAGUAAUGGUGCGGCAGAGGAUGAAAUGUGCACCCAAGUCGAUGAUUCUGAAGCAGCCAAAUCAGGAAGAAAAUCAGUUUUAGAAGUAAUUGAAAGUGUUGUAAACAGAGGAGGCAGAGCUUCUGUCAAAACGCGUGAUAAUAAUAAUGAUGCACUUGAAGAUGAAUUAACUAAGAGUAACAAGCGGAAAAUUAGCAGUGACACAGAUAAAUCUCCUAGCUGUGAAAAAGAGAACUGCGCCAAGCCACCAUCACCUAAGAGGAGCAGAAAUGUACUCACUGCAUUUAUACAAAUGGGAGGCAAAAAGUCUCAUAAGGGCGUAAGCUCAACAUUGCAGGAUACUAGCCCUGAUUCUGUAGCUGAAAGUAAGUCAUCAACCUCUGCAGAAAAGGAGAAAGUGAUGGCAAAUGCUGAUCAACCAGUAGAAACUAGUACAGCUAAGGAGGAGGUAGAAGAUAGUAACAGAACUCAUCCUGAAGUAAUAAAACCCAACAGUAAAAAUUGCACGAUGUUGAAAUAUUUUAGCAAGAAAAGUUCGGAAUCUGAUCUUGCAGUGACAGCAAAAGCUAAGAACAAGUCCAAGUCUCCUCCUUGUAUGGAGAAAGAAAGUACAGCAGCCUCUAUGUCUGAUACAAACAGUACAAAUGAAUCCUCAUCUGCUUCGCUGCCUGAGGAUAGUGAUGAACCUGCAUCGCCAUCACGUUCAAAAAAUGUAGUGGGAACUCAAGCAGAUGCUACAAGCAGGAAGAUGAUCACUCCAGCUCGGAAAACUGUUCAAGACAAUGAAGGCUGCGCUGAGGCUGCUACACCAAAAACUUGUAAAAAUAAACUAACUCCUAAGGCUGCAGCCAAACUUGCAGAGAAAAAGCUGCGAGAAGAACAACGUCUCAAGGAGCAUGAGGAGAAGCUCAAAGAGAAGGCUAAGAAAGUAGCUGAACGAUUGAAAUUAAAAGAAGAGAAGAGAAUGGAGAUUGAGAAACAACGAUUGGAAAAAGAGGAACAGAAGAAGAAAAAGCAAGAAGAACAGGAAAUCAAGAAUAGAGAAAAGGAAGAGAAGCGGAAAAAGGUUGAAGAAGAGAAGCGUGCAAAAGAAGAAGAUAAACGGUCUAGGGAAGAAGAGAAGAAGAAAGCUGAGCAAGAAGAGGAAGACCGUAAAAAGAAGGUGGCUGAGAAAUUUGCCAAUUUCUUCAAAACCGGCAAGGAAGAGCCUGCACAAAAAACUGUUGAGGCUAGAGACAACUCUGGACCUUUCCAACAAAUGCAGGUUUGCCGCAACACAGCACUGGCCCCAACACAGCGCACGCGUCUCAGUGACGACGCCCGCGCAUUUCUGGACGAUCUCCUUGGGGCCACACCAGGCGACGCGCUCACUACUUACUUGGACGCCCUGCGCUCUGGUGAACAUAAACCCAUGACCUGCGCUGCCACUCCUCCUGCUGUCAUCAUUCAAGAUUCCAAAGAUGAUUGUGUUAUCAUUGAGCAAGAGCCUGAGGACGAUGAUGACGAGGACGGCUCCGACUUUGCUAGCGAGGACAUGGUCGUAUGCAGGGAGAAGAAUAUUAAAGACGCCAAGAACCACAGAGGCAAACUCCUCAAGUUCUGCGAGAAUCGCCGUCCUGCGUACUGGGGCACCUGGACUAAAAAGCCUGCUGCUGUGGGACCUAGGAAACCUUUUGCUAAAGAGGAGAUCUUUGACUAUGAGUACGACAGCGAUGAUGACUGGGAAGAAGAAGAAGAGAAUGGUGAGAGCUUGAGUGACAGUGAAGGCGAGAAAGAAGAUGGUGAGGACGAACAAUAUGAAGUUGACAACGAUUUCUUUGUCCCUCACGGCUACCUCUCAGACGAUGAGGGUCAGGAUGAUAAACUCGAUGGUUCGGAGGACAACACUGCUGAGGAAGACGGUGCUCACAAUGAUGCUCCUGCACUCAUUGAUAACAAGGAAAAGCUAAAGGCAAAGCAAGCUGAGUUUGAGAAGGAGCUGAAGAAGCAGACCAAGCAGCUCAAGCCACGCGUUCUGGGGUGCCUCUGGCUGCACGAGGAGGAACAGUCCAGCGGAGCUGCGUUUGAUCAUCUACACCGCGUGUUGAGUGGCUACAGCGUCGUGAUCUGCACACCACCACCCUCACCUCCCGCUGCCAGCGACAGCACUGAGCCUCCUGCCACCUCAACACCUGCAGAAACUUCCGUCACUGAUAAGGAAGCAGCAGUGGAGCGUAUGCACAGUUGGUACCUGACACUACCAGGCAUCCCGUGCGUGGCGUUAGGCUCGCCUCAACCUGAGCAGCACAGCGCUUCUGAUAUAGACACGCCCCUCACUGCCACCGCCGGAGCCAGCAAGCUCAACUUCCGCAAGACCUUCCCUGAAGAAGCAAUACCAUCACUAAUUCGUCUGAUACACGGCAACCGUCACAGUCAACGGUACCUAGUCGAGGAGUUCUAUCAGUUUUGGCAGCUAAAAAUGCAAGAUUCUGCUGCUUCAGAUAAUCAACACGCAUCUACGCCUAAUUCAUCUCGUCUCCAGGGGUCCAAUGUGUUGUCUAAGAUGAAGAUCAAGGCUAAAAUAGCACUGCUGGGAUGUUACAAAAAAUGUCCUGAAGAAGGUCCUUUCAGCCAUCGCGCCAUGUGGUACGUUAAUGCUGAUGUCCGGCAGCAGUACGGGCUACAAGACCUGGCACUGCCGAAUGAAUGGAUUUACUGCACAGGCAAACCAAAAGACAAUCGUUUCAAAGAGGAUAGCAUUUGUGGAGACUCGCCGACUUCUGUCAGGACUACAAAUCUCAUCUCUAAGUUCACCAAAGUGCUCACUGACCAAGAAAAGUCUGCUCUCGUCGCCAGCAAGAGUAGUAAUGGAAUAAUGACUCCUGAUAACAACAUUUCAAAAGGAAGUAGCCAAGUUCUGGGAGGAUUGUCGCCUAAUGAUGUUGACCAUGCAAAGAAAGAAAAGAAUGUCACGGCAACUAUUGACAAGAAAUCUAGAAAGAAAUCUGGUGUCGGUAAAUCCACAGCCACAGAAAGCGAAAAACUUUCCAAGACAACCUCUCCUAAAAAUUCGCCAUUGCUGGCAUUCUUCAAAACGCCCCAGCGUUCCACCUCGAAAAAAACGCCGGUCACUGGUCUUCCAACUGAGGGGGCAAAGGGUGGCAAGUCAACUAUAUGUAUAGAGGAUGAUGACUGCAUCACUCUAGAUUAAUUUGCUUCUAAACUGAAUUCGAGCCGAUAAUUCCUUUUCUAUAUAAUGAGCAAAACUGCUCCAAAUAUUGCAUCUCUGCUCCAUUCGGUUAAAUCUCCUAUUUUAAAAAUUUCACUCGCAGAACUUUUAUUCUUGUGUGCCUGUCAAUUUAGAAAAACCUUCUUUUAUCCGUCUUCUAGAAGAAUACCAGAUGCGAGUGACCGCGUGUAUCUUUUUUCCGAUUGCCGAAGGUUUAUUAAUUUGGGCCUGAAUUCUUCACUUAGAUUAAAUGGCAGUUACAUUCCUGUCUUUGAAUGUUCUGUAUGUAGUUUUUAUUUGAGAUAAGAUUUUUCUUCGUGUCUAGCUUAAUAUUUUAUUGUCAAUUACCUGCCCUUGUCAUUGCAGGAGAAUAUUCACUAUCUACCAUCUAAUAUAUCGAUAUAAGUAAUCAAGUGCAAAAUCGUUGGCAAACACGAGAAUUGAUAUUUUUCGAAAAUAUCUAUUGAACGAACAUCUUUCUGACAUUAACUUUUUACAUUAUUCUUAAAAUAUGUGCCUCAGUUAUAUUUGUAACCAAAUUCACUUAUGUCAAAAAUGUUAAUGAUAUUUUUAUAGAUUACAAAUAUUCUUCCAUAUUUUAGAACUGUUCAAUUCAAAUUAAAUGUUUUUUUCCUCU
This is a messenger RNA of Hyalella azteca, 4551 nucleotides long. Its product is annotated as chromatin assembly factor 1 subunit A. Gene Ontology annotation, cellular component: nucleus; CAF-1 complex. The record is from RefSeq and is a predicted model, not a curated record. Lineage: Eukaryota; Metazoa; Arthropoda; Malacostraca; Amphipoda; Hyalellidae. Bases 135 to 3896 code for a protein of 1253 amino acids. The transcript is spliced from 15 exons. Gene Ontology annotation, biological process: nucleosome assembly.